Molecule: messenger RNA, 4006 nt
Organism: Micropterus dolomieu (smallmouth bass)
Lineage: Eukaryota; Metazoa; Chordata; Actinopteri; Centrarchiformes; Centrarchidae
Gene: erfl1
Product: Ets2 repressor factor like 1
Exons: 7
Coding region: 751-2181 (476 amino acids)
Biological process (GO): regulation of transcription by RNA polymerase II; cell differentiation
Cellular component (GO): nucleus
Molecular function (GO): sequence-specific DNA binding; DNA-binding transcription factor activity, RNA polymerase II-specific
Source: RefSeq, a predicted model, not a curated record
GUGCAGAACACCGUCUGCAGCUGAUAGAAACUUAAAUGCAGUCGGGCUGAUGUGAGGUGGAGGUUCAGGCUCAGCACCUUCUCUUUUUCAUCCCCCCACCCCCCUCUCUCUCGGCGCUCUCAUCCACUCCCUGAGCCCAGAUCUCUCCCUUUCGCGCGUUCUUCCCGAACACCUACCUAUUUCUUCUAGCUUUCCUUUUUUUGGUUACAUUGUUCAUCUACAUCAUAGCAGUUUCGGACUGUAACUGGAGGAGUCCCUUUUUCCCCCCUGUCAACUUUUUAUUGCUCCGAGGACAACUUUUCUCUCGCUAUAGUUCUGCGCGCUGCUUCCUCAUCUCACAAAUCUUGAUCACCCCCCACCCCACUCUCCUCCCUGCGGGCGGUAUUCACUCACAUUGCCAGUCAUAGAUCAUGUCAGUGUGACUCUUCACCAAUGUAGUUUAAUGCAGGAGGAAGGAUGCGAGGUCUGAUCUGUUAAAUUGCCCAGAUUCCCAUCAGUCCUCUGUGCACGUCGACAGGAUUCCCAACAACCCAAGUGGGAGCUGCUGGUCAAGUCAAUGAGGGUGCAUCGGUGAAGUGACGCCUUUGUGCAGUGCGACGGCGGCACUUUUCCCCUCUCGCCUCCUUCUGCCUCCUGGGUCGGAACAAGCGCGGCGGCGAACAACCUCCAGUCCCAGAGACGGUGAUCGGGCUUCGGCCUCAGGUGCAUCUCUGAGGCGGGGCGACGCGGAAGUCCAGGUGUUGUGGAGGCAUGGACUGUAACUGCGUCAGUGAUCUGCUGCUCCCCCCGGUGCCCGCACUCUGGACGCCAGGGUUCGCCUUCCCAGACUGGGCCUACAAGCCUGAGUCGAGCCCCGGGUCCAGACAGAUCCAGCUGUGGCACUUCAUCCUGGAGCUGUUGCAGAAGGAGGAGUAUCAGGGGGUGAUCGCCUGGCAGGGGGACUACGGAGAGUUUGUCAUCAAGGAUCCAGAUGAGGUGGCUCGGCUGUGGGGGAUAAGGAAAUGCAAGCCUCACAUGAACUAUGACAAGCUGAGCAGGGCACUGAGGUAUUACUACAACAAGCGCAUUUUGCACAAAACCAAAGGAAAGCGUUUCACCUACAAGUUUAACUUCAGUAAGGUGGUGUUGGUGAACUACCCCAUCCUGGACAUGGCCAACUCUCCCUUCUUUCUGGCCCAGAACCACUUCAACGGGGGCUCCACCACACCAGACUGCAGCCCAGAGGUACGAAGGGCCAUACAGUCCCUGUUUCCUCGUUUGCCAGACUCUGGCAGGGGAACGUCCCUGUUUGAUCGAGGGACCACGGCACCAGGGCCUGAAGGAGACAAGCUGAGACUGGACGCAUUCCCCUUCCUCAGUUCAGGUGCCCCGUGCUACUCCAAACCCCCAUCCCUGCUGGGCCCGUACCCGCGCAACCCACCCUUUGACUACCCCUGGGGCUUCAACCCCUACCUCCCAGGGGCCUUCUCUCUCAAUAACUGCCCCAAAGUGCCCCCUGGCUCCCUCUACCCCUCCCAGUUCUACCCCAACCCUUUGCAGAGCAGCCUUUCCCAGCUGCCUCACCCCUUUUCCUCCCUGCUGCCCCCAGGGGAGGCAGGCGGGGGUGAGAGGGGAGCAGCGGGGCAAACUGGAGGGACAAAUGGCACGGCGGGUGGCCAGCCAGUCAGACUCUUCCUGCCACCCUACCAGGGGAGCCUCUCAAUGGGUCGGACGGACAUUGGCAACGGGUUGUCAUUGGGGGAAAGGGAGAGGGUGGAGGCCAAUCCUCCUGGCACGGGGUUAAGUCUGGGACUGGGAGCGGUCGCCCUAGGAGCAGGGACUGGGACAGGCCAGCAGAGCCCCUCAGAGAGGAGAGGAGGGGUAAAGCAGGACCCUGAGUCAGACUCAGACCUGGAGAUCACAGAUUUGAGCGACUGCAGCUCGGAGAAUGAAAACGAGCAUGAAUUCAGCAUCGGGAAGGAAACAAGCCUGGCGAACCGAUCACAGAUAGUGUUGGAUGGAAAGAAAGGGAGCGGGCUGCCACCCAUCUCUUCUCUCCCCCCGCCAGUGUCCCCACAUCCUCUGAAGAGCCUGAUGCCCAUCAGUCCCCCACCUCCGUCCCUGCCUCCGUCGCUUUCCCCUUCCAUGGCUCUGCAUGAAAGACACAGGGAGACAGAGACUCUCAAAAUGAUACACAGCUAAUACAUUCUCUCCUGCGUCUAACAUCUUGCCACUCUGUGCUCUGAUAACUCUCUUUUUCUCUCCUUUCUUUUCUCAGAGACACUUUUCUGCUUUAAAUUGUCAACUCCCCAAUCAAUCUUCAUAGAUACUUUUUCCAGGAAAGCCAGUUAUGUUCUUUACUUCUAAAAUUACUGUUUCCCUGUUUGCUGUGUAAGUUUUUAACUUCCCUACAGUCCAUUACACUACUGACUUGUCCGUCUUAGAAUAUAUGGGGCGUACAGUUUUUAUCGGCUGUCUGUAUCACCAUCUUGUCCUUUCUGUUCUGAUCUCUCACACCAAAUGAUCGCUCCGUGGUAUGUACACUUGUUUUAAGCGUUGCCAGCAGUACUCUACAAUUUGCUGUCUGCGGUCGAGCUAUGAUAGAAGGCAGUGAGGUGGUAAAUUACAACACAGGAAUGCCUGCCUUGACAAACAUUAACAAUCAACAUCCCUAUACUAACAGAACAGAACAACAAAUAAUGCUCCGAUCGAUCCAAUUUUACAGAUUUGUCCUGUAAUUCUUGAGAUUUGGACUAUAUAUAGUCACUAUGACUUUUGAGACCUAGUCAAAUACUACCACCUAGUGGUCCUUUAAGUCAGUGUCUCCUUCAAUGACAUCAUCUCUGUAAUCUUGUGAGUAAAAUUGUUGUUCCUAAGUUUAUUUUGCACCUUUAUAUGAUAUUGUUUCUUGCGGGUUUAAUUUAAAUGUUAAAAUCCAUAUUUCUAAUAGUGUUAACUGUGAUAGUCUGUGAAUAUUUAUUUUGUCCUGUGGUUCAAGUAUUUCCUGCACAUUUUCUUAAAGGAAAGAAAAAGAGAGCAGAGGGAGCUAGACCAAUCUAGAAAUUUGUAUGAAUAUUUCUGUGUAUAUAUUUUAUUAUGGUGUACAUUACAUUUAAUUAUUAUUCACUAUGAUAAGAUUUAGCUGUAUUGUUGUGAUUUAAUUCAGUAUUUAAACAUGUUGGAAAAUUAUAAGCUUAGGUGUAUCAAAGUUUAAAUUAUUAAUGGCAGACGAUCUGCACUCUGAAGAUGUUUUUCUAUGAUGAGGACAGAGUUCACACUGGGAAUUGUCUCUGAUUUUCUCAACCCCAAUUAAUUGUGCCCUUUGGUCAUUUUUGCCAGAUGCCCAACGUACAAACCCUUUGGGUUCAAAAAUAUGCCGGUAGACUUAUUUUUAUAGUUAAGCAUUCACCCAGUGUAACUGUACUGUAAUUAGUCUAAUGUGAAUAAUAUUGGUCUUUUCAUUUUCUUUUUUUAAAUCCUCCCCCCAAAAUCUGUUUUGAUUAUUUUUCAAUCAGUGCUUUUUGUCCAUGCCAGCAGCAGGGCAAUUGGGUUUUCUUGAGGACAUUAAACAGUGUGUGUGUGUGUAGGGGGGGGGGGGGACUGUUUAUCUUUGCUUUACCCAGAUCUAACAGGAAAAAAAGCCCCUUUCUGCGGCCCAGUUUCUCAGCACAGAGUGAACACUAAACCAUAUUGUACAGCUUCAAAGCCUUUAUAACCUAUGGUUUGUCAAACAGUGGCGGUAUAUGAUUAGUUGUGAAAGCUCUAUUGUAAAGUUAAUGUAAAGCUCUAUGUUCGUUAAGUUGCUACGGGAAAGGCCUCCAGUCACCUCCAUGUGGAGUACACUAACUAACAGCUGUAAAUACCGUUUCCUUUGUGUGUGUAUGUGUGUGUACACAUCCAAAAAUGACAAUGCAGUGGUUUUACCUGUCACCUCUCUCUGUUUUACUGUAAAGAGGAAAAAUGGAAAGAAGAAAAAGAAGAAAAAGAUUAAUAUCUUCAAAAGCAAUAAACAUUAUUCUGGAUAGUG